Hibiscus syriacus is the source of this 1145-nucleotide messenger RNA. Its product is annotated as transcription factor bHLH123-like. The record is from RefSeq and is a predicted model, not a curated record. Bases 30 to 1109 code for a protein of 359 amino acids. Gene Ontology annotation, biological process: regulation of transcription by RNA polymerase II. Lineage: Eukaryota; Viridiplantae; Streptophyta; Magnoliopsida; Malvales; Malvaceae. The transcript has 9 exons. Gene Ontology annotation, molecular function: protein dimerization activity; DNA-binding transcription factor activity, RNA polymerase II-specific; RNA polymerase II cis-regulatory region sequence-specific DNA binding. Gene Ontology annotation, cellular component: nucleus.
AACUUGAAGGCAUCUAAUAUAUUUCAGCCAUGGCAGAUGAGUUUAGUGCAGGAACAAACUGGUGGGAUAGAACAGCUGCAGGUUCUUCUUCUUCAUCAUCUUCUGUUCUAAACAAUAGCUUGGGAACUUUUGGUUGGGAGAUGGCCGAUAUGAAGCCAGCAUCUUCCAUUGAUUCCAUCUCACCACCAUCAUCAGUCGUUUUCCAAGAUAACCCAAGACUUCAAGCUGGAGCUGCUAAUAAUUUACACAUGAUGGAGCUCGGCCUUUCCUCUCAAUCCAUGGACUGGAAUCAAGCUUUUAUUCGUGGGGAAAAGAAUGAGACUAGUUUCAAACCCAUGCUCGAAGAACAUAAUCUGGAAACUUCAACGAUUCUGCAAGGAUUCAUGUUGGGGUCUGAAAACAAUCAAGUUCACGAGAGUCGUUCAAUCAAUGAUUAUCAAUAUGGGAUGAACAGCAAUGAUCAUCAUCAGUUGUUGCCUAAUUCUUGGUCUAAAGUCCCUCAAUUCUUGAGAAAUUCGCCUCCGAAGCAUGGACAAUUACAUUUCUCAAAUAAUGCUCCCUUUUGGAAUCCAUCAGCAGCGGCUGCUGAUCAUAAUGUCAGCCCGCCUGGGUUUCUCCCAUCACUGCAAACCCAGAUUCAAACAACGAAUUUCGAUGAAAACCCAAAGAAUAUAUCUGGGGUACGAGACUCAAGCACUGUGGUGAAGAAAAGUGGAAACGAACCCUCAUCUAAAAGGCCUCGAAGUGAAACCCCAUCUUUGCCCGCUUUCAAGGUGAGAAAAGAGAAGAUGGGAGAUAGAAUCUCUGCACUCCAACAAUUGGUUUCACCUUUCGGAAAAACUGAUACAGCCUCGGUGCUGUCAGAAGCCAUUGAGUACAUAAAAUCCCUCCAUGAUCGAGUCAAUAUUUUAAGUACUCCAUACAUGAAAAAUGGAGCUGCCACUCACUAUCAUCACCAGAGCUAUGAUAAGUCCAUGGACCCUGAAGGGUUUAAACAAGAUCUAAGAAGCCGGGGACUAUGUCUCAUGCCGGUCUCGAGCGCGUUUCCGGAGACGCACGAGUCGACGGUGGAUUUUUGGACACCGACGUUUAGGGGAACAUUCAGGUAGAAACAAAGAUAUAACAAUGGAUUAGGGUUAUUCAAA